Magallana angulata is the source of this 2104-nucleotide messenger RNA. RefSeq lists its product as uncharacterized. The transcript is spliced from 4 exons. The record is from RefSeq and is a predicted model, not a curated record. The coding region runs from base 238 to 1002 and encodes 254 amino acids. Lineage: Eukaryota; Metazoa; Mollusca; Bivalvia; Ostreida; Ostreidae. Gene Ontology annotation, molecular function: protein binding.
CCUUCGCAUUCCAGGGCAGCGCUUGUAAACGAUUGGCUAGAAGUGAGAGAUAGGGCGGAGUUCGUAUUUAUUGAGCCGAAAAGGCCUUCUGUCGCUAACGUGUAUUCAGAUUAAGAAAAACGUUCAUUGAGAAAAGAGCAGGUUAUUGUGUUCCCACGCUAUAUCCUAAUCAUUUAAAUCCUAACGGUCGAGACUGUCUAAGGGAAAGCAGAGUUUUCAACAUUACAUCAAAUAAAAAUGGAUUACUCUUUGUUAUUGGUGUGUUUAAGUGCGGUAAAUCUGGCAAUGGCCGAAAACGAUAUCACCGAAUGUUCGGUCAACGAAUACUUCGACACGGACUCUAACGAGUGCAGUCCGUGUACCCUGUGUGGGGCAUCCAACACCAUCAUCCGGGUCCCCUGUUCCCCGUACGCCGACACCGUCUGUGGACCUUUCCUGGAGUUCGACACAUUUCAUCAGGCCCCAGUCAUCAAUCUCCUGCCAGCGGAUAACGAAACCACCAAAGUACUGGUCACCGGUUCGAUCUCCUCCCACGGGUCAUUCGAGGCCACCAAGACCCACGGGAGCGUCCCCGUGGAGAUGGUCACUGACGAGAGGUGGUACACCCUGGCCAUGGCGCUGGUCGGGGUUCUGUCCUUCGUGUCCCUCAUCAUUAUUAUCUACAUCACCAUCUACUGCUUCAUCUGUCGCAAAAAUAGAGAGGAAAAAGAACUGAUAUAUUAUCCAGAGCUUUGUUCGUCUGCUCCGGAAACGCCAAUGGUCCUAACACCACGGAUGACAUCACGUGAUCGUCUAAAGAAACACAUGAUUACGUCAUAUGAUGACAGUGGUGACAACUACGGUGCCACGUCCAAUAGGGUGGUUCUACUGGCCGGCGGGGUCGAGCCAUUCCUUGCUCCUUGCGAAUUGUCGACCGAAAGUGAUGACAACAGCGGACAAACUGUAUCAUCCUCCUCGACCAACUAUGUGUAUUUCAAGGCCCCGCCACAUGAAAAUGUUUGACAAUUUUUGUGAAAAAAAAGACCAAAAAAACCCAAACACUUUGUGGAGUUAAUCUCGAACGUCAAUAACCUUAGUGACUUUUCUCAUUCAAGUACAUUCCAGACAAGAGUGUACUUUUUUUCAAAACCGUCCAAAAACGUUACUAAUUGAAAAUAACCGUGUUUAUAGAGACUGCAUUUAUAGCCUUUAUGUAUAUUCAUGACUACGUUUUUUUUUCGUUGUGUGUGUGCGAGUGCUUGGUCACUGACAUUAAUAUAUGCAGGCAGAAAAGUGUUUUCAAUUCACUUUGGGGGUUUAACAUUACAAAAGACUUGGUUUUGAACAUUUCCCCCACAGUUCACACAUCCGAAAAUCAUUUAUCACACGAUGUAGUGACCGCGUAAAGAUUGUCACUUAAAUGUGUGCAAGAAGGGUCCUUCAUUGGUGCUAAGGCCGGACUGAAGUGACGGACCCUAAUCUGUUUCCUGCUUGAUUGUGGCCCCCGCUGCUUCUACGAAUAAUACCGGUCAGCAACCAGGGCCCGAGUGACCCUCUGACCCUAGAAUCGAUGUCCAUUUAUCCCUGCAUCUCAAAAUGACUCAGGAAAGAUGUGGUCAGAGGAAAGAUGCUGUUCGGGGGGAAAGCGCCAGGUCCUGCCACCAAUCGUCAAAACUGUGUUCAUCUUAUUAGUAGAGUUUAUUUAUUUUAUUUGACCUUAGCAAGAGAUUUGCGCUGUGUUCGUAAACCGUUCAAUGUGUUCUUUUUAUAUGUUCAUGUUUUUCCUUUGAAUGAUGAUGAUUUUAUUUCAUUGCGAAGUUUUUUUUUCUCACACUAUUUAAACUUAUUUUUUAUGUAUUUAAGAAGUUAGGUGAUAAUUCGAAUCUGUAAAGUACACAACAAUCUUGCCAAAAAUUGAUUAAUGUAUUAAUUAACGUGUGUAAAAAUCGACUGUGAUAAUACCCCGUGUAUCCAUGUCAGAUAUUUAUUUUUUUACUAACAAUGUACAUGUAAAAAUGUGAAAACAUUCAUGCAAUGCAGCAUUGAUUUCUCUCUUCUUCUGUUUUUUUUUUAAAGAUAUGUACGGGAAUUUGUUUAAAAAAAAUAAAAUGAUCAGAACCGAAAA